Plasmodium relictum is the source of this 3843-nucleotide messenger RNA. It is a transcript of the gene ABCB4, whose product is annotated as ABC transporter B family member 4, putative. Lineage: Eukaryota; Apicomplexa; Aconoidasida; Haemosporida; Plasmodiidae. Gene Ontology annotation, cellular component: membrane. Gene Ontology annotation, biological process: transmembrane transport. The record is from RefSeq and is a predicted model, not a curated record. Gene Ontology annotation, molecular function: ABC-type oligopeptide transporter activity; ATP hydrolysis activity; ATP binding. Bases 1 to 3843 code for a protein of 1280 amino acids. The transcript has a single exon.
AUGAAAUUCUUAUGUAAUUUAGCAUUCUUUUUUUUUUUAGCAUGUUAUUUAACUAAAAAUAUAUUUUCCAAAAAUAAACAAAUUUUUAAAGACAAUGAAAAAAGAAAUAUAUUUUUUAUAAAAUUCUAUGAAUGGAACAAAAAAAAGAGGAAUAUUAAAUUUCACUUCCGCAAUUUCAUAAAACAAAAAAAAGUAUUGCAAGGAAAGAAAAAUUAUAAAUUUAUUUUUAAUAAAAUUAAUUAUAAAUCAAAAAAAAAAAAAGAAUUUUUAAGAAUUAUAAAAUUAAAUGUUGCUAAAAAGAAUAAUGAUUAUUUAUUCUUGUUAAAUAAUAGUAAACAUAAUGAAAAAUCAAAUGGAAAUUUGUUGUCUAGUUUAUUUUAUAAAGCUUUGGAAAAGAGUAAAAGUAAAAGUAGUUUAUUAAAUGAUGCAACAAAACUUUUUAGAAUAAUAAGAGAAAGUAAAUAUAUUUUUGCUACAGGAUUUCUAUUAACUAUUAUAUCCUCAGUUGUAGAUUCAUAUAUUCCUAUAUUUUUAUCAAAAACAUUAGCCUUUGUAAUGAAUAAAAGUUUUGUAAUUUUAAAAAAAAGUAACUUUCAAAUUUUUAAUUCUUUUAUAAAUUAUUUAAAUUUUAAUAAUCCUUUUUAUAUUUAUGUAUUAGUUUCUCUUUUAAGUUUGCUAUUUUCAUCUUUUAGAUCGUAUAUAUUUAACGUAUGUGCAUAUGUAAGUACAUGUAAAUUGCAAAAUUAUUUAUUUAAUGUAUUAUUAAAUAAAAAUAUAAAUUUCUACAAGAAAAAAGGGAAAGGAGAAUUAAUCAGUAGACUAAAUAUAGAUUCCUCUGAAUUAAUUGAUAUUUUUACCACUAAUUUAAUUGUAUUGUUAAGAAAUAUGAUUAAAAUUGUAUUGUCUUUUUAUUUUCUCUAUAAAAUAAAUGUAAAUUUAUUUAUAAUGUCCUUAUUUAUUGUUAUAAUUAUUUCAAAUAUUUCUAUAUUUUUUUCAAGUAUAUUUCGUAAAUUUGCAAAAGAAGAAAGUUACAUUAUUGCGCAAUCAAAUAAUAUUAUAGAAGAAUCUAUUAAUAGUUUUUCUCUUAUACAUACAUUUAAUACACACAAUAAAGAAAUAGAAAAAUUUAACAAAUCAUUAGACAGUAUUUAUUUUUGUAGGAUAAAAUUAGGUUUAUUAUACAUGCUAGAAAAAUUUUGUAUUCGUUUAAUUGAUAUGAUAACUUUUAUUGUAACUCUAAUUCUAAGUAAAAAAACUUUAGAAAAUAAUAAGUUUGUUGAAUCUAGAACCAUUAUUUCUUCAGUUAUAUAUAUGCAAAAUAUUAUAUCUCAAUCUUGCAUAAUUGAACAGCAAUAUUCGCGAGUUCAAGAGCUAAUUGGGAACGCAGAGGAUGUUAUAAAGUUAAUUGAAAGAGAAACUAUUCGUAAUAAUCAAAAUAAAAUGAGUUCAAGCAAAUAUAAUAUAUAUAAUUUCUUUAAUUUAAUUGAUUUAAAAAAUUUUAUUUUAAAAUAUUCUCUUUUAAAAAAAUUUCAAAUGAUUCAAAGAAAUUCAGAUUAUGUUGCUAAUAUUAUGAAACCUAAUUAUCUAAAACUUUUUGAAAGAAAUUAUAAUAAUUUAAUGAAAUUAUUGUUGGAUAAUAAAUCUUAUUUAAAUGACGAUGAGUUUUGCUUAUUGAAUGAAUCUAAAGAAGUGAAAAAUGAUGAAAAUGAAAAUAUUAUUAAAGAAGAACAAAUAAAUAUUCAGGAAAAAGGAAUCUUAAAUCCAAUACAAAAUAAUAUAAAUGAUAUUAAAAAAUGCAAAUUAAUUAAUCUUCCAAUUGAUGAAAAAAACGUAAAACUUGAAGAAAGAGAUAAUUCUAUAAAAUUAAAUAAAGAAAUUAAAUUUAAUAAUACAAUGAAAAGUUUUAGUUCUAAAAGUAAUAUUGGUGAUAUUUUUAAUAAAUAUGAGCAACCACCAAAUAAAUUAAAAAUAAACGAAUAUGAUAUAAAUAUUGAAGAAAUAUAUAAUUUUAUUAAAAAUGAUGAUGAACUUAUAAUAAAAUAUAACUUAGAUAGAAAAUUUAUAAAUUUUUUAUUAUCAAAAUAUAAAAGAAAUAUUCUAUUGCUAAUCUUAAAAUUGUAUGAAGAAAAAAAUAAUUUAAUAAGAGAAAAAUUUAUAUUUAUGUUUGAUAAUAUUUGUUCAUUUAAAAAAUUGUCUAUUCAAGAUAAAAAAAGUAUUCUAAAAAUGAGUAACAUAACAAAUAAAACAUUAUAUGUAAUAUUGAUAACCUUUUUAUUUUAUAAUUAUUCAAAGUUUUAUUAUAAAAAAAAAAAAAAAAAUAUCAUAAAUUUUUUAGAAAAAAAAUAUAAAUUUUCAAGCAAUAGUCUAAAUGAAAACUUAAAUAUUAAUAGUAAUAAUGAAAUAAGUGAUGUUAAUAUAGACAACAUUAAUAUGAACGAUGCUUUAAAUGAUGCUACUAUAAAUGAUACUAAUAUGAAUGGUUUUCAAGGAAAAAAUGAUAACAGUGAAAAUAGCUAUGUGAAUAAUAUAUACAAACCUGCAAAACAUACAGAAUAUACUAAUGAUUUAUACAAAAAUAAUAAAUUAAGUUCUCUGAAUAAGUAUGAAUGUAACAUUGAAAAAGGUAAUUUACAAUUAUCAAAACCUAAAUGUAUAAAUUACAAAGAAAUUUUAAAAAAAAAAAAAAAAAAAAAUUUUAAUAAUAUAUUUCCAUGCAUAAUACAGAACGCUAUAAAAGAAUUAGAAAUUCUAAAGUUUAUUGAUGAAAAUUAUAAAUACAUAAAUGAAAACUUAAUGAUGGAUAAUAUGAAAGAUGAAAAAAAAGGAAGUACUUUAAUUUUUGAAAAUGUGGACUUUUAUUUUGCAAAAUAUCCUAAGAAUAAAAUUUUAUCAAAUAUUAAUUUAAAUUUUUCACAGAAAUAUACAUAUGGGAUUUUAUGUUAUAACGAUUCAGGAAAAGAAUAUUUAUCAAAAUUAUGCUCACGAUUAUAUAAUAUAAAAUACGGCAAUAUUUUAUUAGAUAAUGAAAAUAUAAAAAAUGUAUCUAAAUAUAUUUUGACUAAAAAAAUUUCUGUGAUAGAAGAAGAAAGCUAUUUAUUUAGUGAUACAAUAAUAUACAAUAUACUUUAUUCUUAUAACUGCGUAACAAAAGAGAAUAAAAUUUUAUCACAUUUAAAUUAUAAUUUCAAAUUAAACCAAGAUAAUAUAAAUAAGUGUAUCCAUUUAUUCUUAGAUCAUGAUUUUUUAAAUGAAGAUAAUAAAAAAAAAAAUGUAUCAAAAUCAAAUCAAGAAUAUUUCCAUAAUAAUGGGAUAGUUGAAGAAAAUAAGGAUUUCAAUUUUAAAAGAUGCUUAAUGUGCGGAAAGAAAAUAAAUAUUAGAUUAAUUCAAGAACAAAAAAAAAAAAAAAGUUAUAACAAAUAUAAAGUGCAUUUCAUAAAAAAGCUAUAUAAGGAAAUCAUGAAAGUAUGUAAAAUUGUCCUCCUAAAAGAUGUAAUAAAUUCUUAUAGUGAUAAAUUUUUUCAUAAAAUUAAUGAUAAAAUAUUGUCAGGAGGCCAAAAGCAAAAAAUAUCAUUAGCCAGAGCAAUCAUAAAAAAACCGCAAAUUUUAAUUUUAGAUGAAGCAUUCAGUGCAUUAGAUUCAUAUAACGAAUUAAAAAUAUUUUCGAACAUAAAAAAAUAUUUACCAAAUUGUACUAUUAUAAAUAUUUCUCAUAAAACAACGACGAUUAAUAAUUGUGAUUAUAUUUAUAUAUUAAAAGAUGGCAAAAUUAUAGAAGAAGGCUUAAGAAAAAAAUUAAUGAAAAACAGAAAUAGUGAAUAUGUAAAAAAAAUCAAUGAAUUAUGA